GUUUAAGAAUAUUGAAAAGAAAUAGCAAAAUAAAUUUCAUGUAUACGUAUACAUACAUCAAAAGAAACCGAUAAUAUAUCGAAAUGUCAUUAAAAAUAAUCCGUUAUGCCGCGGCAGAGCGGCAGAAUGGCAGAGCGGCAGAACGGCAGAACGGCAGAACGGCAGAGCGGCAGAACGGCAGAGAGAACGGCAAGAAUUUUGAAACGCUCCCUAAAGUAUCACACAAUGAAAUUUAUAAAAAAAGUAUUAAGUUUUUUCUCACACAGUAAAAUAUGGAUGGCAACCAUUUUCUACAGAAAAUUAAUAAACGUAAGUCACUAAUGCGCCUUCCACUUUUUUUUGCAAUGUCAUUCAUAAGGAGAUUAUAACGCGUCAAGUUUAUUACAGUUUGUCCUACGUUUCAGUUCUUUCUACGUUCUACGCAUUCGCUCAAAGAAUGCGUUAAUUGGUUUAAAAAUAACGAAGACGGGAAAAAAAUUCUGCUAUUGACGCAGUUUCCUAUAUCUAUUUUUUCUUUUAUUGCUCUCAAUUUAACCUAUCUUCUUCUUUCUCUAAGUCCAAUGUUUUUUGUUUUGUUUUCUACGGUGACGUUCUUUUUUGUUUUUGUGGUCCUUAGGACAACGACUUCAAUUGAGUAGUUUUAUUUUCUUAUUCAUAUUGAUUUCUUUAAAUAAACAGCUUAAAUCAAGUAAAACAUCAUGAAAAAUAUAAUGAUUUUGCUGUUAUAUCAUUACAGAUAUUGAUUCAACGGGCAAUUGAUGCAGGAAAAGCAAAUUAUGAAAAAGAAUUAAGUAAUUUAAUACAACAAUUACCCAAAUGGAAAAGUCGUAUUGAAAAUCAAUUUAAAUCAAUGAAAGACAAUAUGAUCACAAACAAAAUUUAG
Didymodactylos carnosus is the source of this 883-nucleotide messenger RNA. The record is from the annotation of a GenBank genome assembly. NCBI's taxonomy places the organism in Eukaryota, Metazoa, Rotifera, Eurotatoria, Philodinida, Philodinidae.